Messenger RNA from Homo sapiens (human), 2724 nucleotides. RefSeq names its product D-2-hydroxyglutarate dehydrogenase (gene D2HGDH). The transcript is spliced from 7 exons. Gene Ontology annotation, cellular component: mitochondrion. The record is from RefSeq and is a predicted model, not a curated record. Bases 159 to 1430 code for a protein of 423 amino acids. Lineage: Eukaryota; Metazoa; Chordata; Mammalia; Primates; Hominidae. Gene Ontology annotation, molecular function: (R)-2-hydroxyglutarate dehydrogenase activity; catalytic activity; FAD binding.
ACUCCGGCUCGGCGGCUCUGGGCCUGCGGCGGGCGCUGCGGGUUGGAGCUCGGGACGUGAUCGUGGGCGCGCAGCCAGCGGCUCCCUGCCCUUCCCCUCCGGGCCCUGAGUACCGGCCCCCCACCAAGGAGGAGCCCGAGGUCUCCGUCCCGGCGGCGAUGCUGCCCCGUCGGCCUCUGGCGUGGCCCGCGUGGCUGUUGCGGGGUGCUCCGGGAGCCGCGGGUUCUUGGGGUCGGCCGGUUGGCCCCCUGGCCCGCAGAGGCUGCUGCUCCGCCCCGGGGACCCCCGAGGUGCCGCUGACCCGGGAGCGCUACCCCGUGCGGCGCUUGCCGUUCUCCACGGUGUCUAAGCAGGACCUGGCCGCCUUUGAGCGCAUCGUGCCCGGCGGGGUCGUCACGGACCCGGAAGCGCUGCAGGCUCCCAACGUGGACUGGUUGCGGACGCUGCGAGGCUGUAGCAAGGUGCUGCUGAGGCCACGGACGUCGGAGGAGGUGUCCCACAUCCUCAGGCACUGCCACGAGAGGAACCUGGCCGUGAACCCACAGGGGGGCAACACAGGCAUGGUGGGUGGCAGCGUCCCCGUCUUUGACGAGAUCAUCCUCUCCACUGCCCGCAUGAACCGGGUCCUCAGCUUCCACAGCGUGUCUGGAAUUCUGGUUUGCCAGGCGGGCUGCGUCCUGGAGGAGCUGAGCCGGUAUGUGGAGGAACGGGACUUCAUCAUGCCGCUGGACUUAGGAGCCAAGGGCAGCUGCCACAUCGGGGGAAACGUGGCAACCAACGCUGGAGGCCUGCGGUUUCUUCGAUAUGGCUCACUGCAUGGGACUGUCCUGGGCCUGGAAGUGGUGCUGGCCGACGGCACUGUCCUGGACUGCCUGACCUCCCUGAGGAAGGACAACACGGGCUAUGACCUGAAGCAGCUGUUCAUCGGGUCGGAGGGCACUUUGGGGAUCAUCACCACGGUGUCCAUCUUGUGUCCACCCAAGCCCAGGGCUGUGAACGUGGCUUUCCUCGGCCUGCUUCACUCACAGCCACUUCUUCGGUUCUCCUGGGACCUGCCUGCGGCUCCUUUCUUGCUUCAUUUGAAUCGGGCGGGUUUAUCCAGCAUUUCCUCCUCAGGAGUUCAGAAGUCGCACAGCCCGGCAGUCUUCGCGCGGGAGGUGGCGGGUCUAGCUCACCAACUCCCAGUUCGGUGUCUUGAGCUGCCAGAAGCUUGGGCAGCCCUGGAGGAUGCUGAGACUCCGCAUGCUUGUUCCUUCAGCCACUUACAUCUUCUUGUUGUGAUGUGUGUUCCGUAUUUUAAGCAAUCUCACCAGGAUUAUUAUUUUAUGGCCACUUUCUCUGCCCUCCACUCUCUUGUGUCCGAUCUUCUGUCUGGGAUUAUGUUGCAAACAUAUCCUCGUUCAUUUCCUGCAGUAAAGGUCUCCUGGUGACCACUUCUUCACUUCUGGCGUGUCUGAAAAUACCUUUAUUUCAUCCUCAUUCUUGAAGGCUCUUUUCCACAGGCGCAUGGCUUCAGGCUGUUGUUUGUUUUCUUUUAUCCCGGUGGAAACGCUGACCCGCUGUCCUCUGGCCUCCUCGCUGUUGGGAACUUUGCUGUCGGUAGCUGCUGCUGUGAAGGGAUUCUGCCUCUCUCCUGGCCCCCCUUGGGCCACUUAAAGAUCAUUCUUUCUGAUCUUCUAAAGUUUUCAGUGUGUGGUGUGUGUGUGUACGUUCUUUUUCAUCUCCUUGGAAUUACUGAAUUUCUUAAACCUGUGGCUUGGUAUCUUUUACCAGUUCUAGAAAUUCUUAGCCAUUAUUGCUUCAGAUAUUGUCUGUGUUUUCCUCUCCUUUUGGGACUGUGAUUCAGGAUAGAAUGUCUCAGUCCGUCUUCUGUGUCUCUUAAUCUCCCCUCCAUAUUGUCAUCAUCGUGUCUCUCUGUGCUGCAUUCUGUGUGAUUUCUUCUCAUCUGUCUUCCAGUUCACGAAUGCCCUCUUCUGCUGUGUUUUAUUUGCUGCUGAACCCCUCCAUGAGUGGUUCCCUCCGUCCAUUGAGUUUUACAUUUUGAUUAUGAAAGUUUUUAUUUCUAAAAGUUUUGUUAUUUUUGUCAAAUCUGCAAUGUUACUUUUUAUAGUUUUCUAUUCUAGGUAUUCUCAAGCUCACCAUUUGUGUCUUUAAACAUAGUUUGACGUCUAUAAUCCCAGCACUUUGGGAGGCCAAGGCGGGUGGGUCAUUUGAGGUCAGGAGUUUGAGACCAGUCUGGCCAACAUGAUGAAACCCUGUCUCUACUAAAAGUACAAAAAUUAGGCUGGGCACAGUAGUUCACACCUGUAAUCCCAGCACUUUGGGAGGCUGAGGCAGGUGGAUCACGAGGUCAGGAGUUUGAGACCAGCCUGGUCAACAAGGUGAAACCCCAUCUCUACUAAAAAUACAAAAAUUAGCCGGGCAUGGUGGUGGACGCCUGUAAUCCCAGCUACUUGGGAGGCUGAGGCAGGAGAAUUGCUUCAGACCAUAAGGCAGAGGUUACAGUGGGCUGAGAUCAUGCCACUGCACUCCAGCCUGGGUGACAGAGCAAGACUCCAUCUCAAAAAAAAAAAAAAAAACUUUGAAUAAUUUUUUGUGAUGUUUUAUAAUCAGGCAAUUCCAUUUUUUCAAGUCUGUGUAGUCUGUGAAAGUUUUUUUUAGAGACAAGGUCUCACUCUGUUGCCCAAGCUGAAGUGCAGUGGUGUGAUCAUAGCCCCUGGGUUC